Messenger RNA from Alosa sapidissima (American shad), 3259 nucleotides. RefSeq names its product zinc finger protein 703 (gene znf703). Gene Ontology annotation, cellular component: nucleus. The transcript has 2 exons. Gene Ontology annotation, biological process: negative regulation of DNA-templated transcription. The coding region runs from base 643 to 2361 and encodes 572 amino acids. Lineage: Eukaryota; Metazoa; Chordata; Actinopteri; Clupeiformes; Clupeidae. The record is from RefSeq and is a predicted model, not a curated record.
GGGUUUGAGGAGGCGGAAAGUCUUCCAAGAAGGCUUUGAAAGAAGGUAAGAAACCACGCCCCUUCACAAAACACCGCCCAUCUGAUUAGUAAUGCGGAUUGCCCUGAUUGGUGCGCGGUAUUUCGCUUUGAAGUUCACCCUUCACAUCUUUGGUGUGUGUAGUAAGUAGCAGAUCUUCGGUGUGCGUUGUGCGUUGCAGUGUAGGCUACACGGAGAUGACGAGAGUUCAGUCCGUUGGUACACUGACCUAAGGAAUUGUGAAUGCCUCUGUUCUACUAGUUUCUAUAUGGGAUAUAAUUGGCACAAUUCAUUUUCUGCUUUUUAUUUUCCAAUGGCUGUUACUGAUUUAUAACGGAUAUAUUAUUGCUUUAUUCAACAUUGCCAGUCACGGAGGACAUCGGUCAUCCCGGGUGAGCGAAAACGACAAUAUCGGAACGGAACGAUAUCCUCGCACUCGCAUAUAAAAAAGGACUUUAUGUGUGGAUGUUUGGCAUUCCAAUUGGAUAUAAAUUGAACACUGACUGGAAUAUGGUGACUUUGACGACUUUACUGUCAUUGCCGUUUAUUUAUAAAUGAUAUUUGAAUUGCACCUCAUCCCCAACCACCGCCCUCGGUCUCGUAAGCUACUCUGCUUGGAUCCAGAUGAGCAGAUCUCCUCUCGGAUCUGAAGCCAGUUCACGCAGUCGGAGUCCAGAAAGCGCCGAGAAUAGCACUGACAGCGGUAGUUUCUCCCGUAAAUUUGGGACACAGAAGUCCUUGGUCACGGCAUUGGCACCUUCGGAUCCUUUACGCCAAGAAAAGAGACUACCCAUCCGGAUUCUUAAAAUGUUGACCGCUCAUAGCCACAUACUUCACCCGGAGUAUUUACAACCCUUGACUUCCGCACCAGUAAGCAUUGAGCUGGAUGCCAAAAAGAGCCCUUUAGCCCUCCUGGCACAGACAUGUUCUCAGAUUGGGAAGCCAGACCCACCUCCAUCCUCUAAGCUUGCCUCUCUCAGCUCAAAUGGCCACAGCGACAAGGACUCAGGCUCCCGGUCUUCCGGGUCGUCUGUGUCCUCUGUCAAGUCUGGAGACCAGCACCAGCCCCUGGAUGACAAGUCCAGUUUCAAGCCCUACUCCAAGAGUGGUGGAGAGUGCCGCAAAGAUGGCGUGGGAGACAAGGCAGGCUUUCGGGUUCCUGGUGGCAGCACCGGUGCCGUCACAUGUCCCCACGCCACCUCUCCCAGGACCAGCUCCCCCACUCAGCACACCCCACCCCAAGCGCACCGGCAGUCCCAGCCCUCCCCCACCCAGAAAUCAGGCCACAGUCAUUACACAGAGUCCAAGUCGGGGAGCGCUGAACAGGGCUCAGCGGACAGCGGCAGCAGUGGUCCUGUGAAAAAAGAGACUGAGCACAGCAAGCCGGGCCUGGACCACGCACAGAUUGCCAACUCCAGCCACGCCAGGGCGAGCGCCAACUCCAGCAACGGCAGCUCCGCCAGCAGCCCACAGCCCGACAGCAAGGCCGACGCCCAGCUCCCCCAGCCUGGACUAAGCGCCGGACACGUCGCUCCCGUAUCCCCGUUCAAACCGGGCCACUCGGUCUUCCCCCUGCCGCCCUCCAGUAUGGGAUACCACGGGUCCAUCGUUGGUGCUUACGCUGGAUACCCCUCACAGUUCGGGGCGGGGAUGGGGGUUCCUGGGAAGCACCCCAGCUCCAGUCCCUUGACGGGAGCCUCCCCCCCGUCCUUCAUGCAGGGCCUGUGCAGGGACCCUUACUGCCUCACCUACCCCAACGCACCGCACCUAGGGGGCCAGAACUGCUCCACCUGCGUCCACGACCCCUCCUCCAGCCUGAAGUCCGGCUUUCCCCUGAUGUACCCCUCGCAUCAUCUGCACUCGCUCCACCCCACGGCUCUGACGUCCAGCACCACGCCCUCCCUCUCCCACCCGCUCUACACCUACGGCUUCAUGCUCCAGAACGAACCUCAGCCGCACGCCUGCAACUGGGUGUCGGUGGGUGGCCCGUGCGACAAGCGCUUCUCCACCUCCGAGGAGCUGCUGGCCCACCUGCGCACGCACACGGCGCUGCCAGGUGUCGACGGCAAGCUCCUGUCCGCCUACCCGUCGUCCGUCUCCUCGGCCGCCUCUUGCCACCUCCACCUGCCGCCACCCACCAGCCCCGGCGCCCUCCCCAGCUCCUUCUCGCUCCGCGGCUCGCCCGGCCUGAGCCUGGCGCGCUACCACCCCUACGGCAAGGCCCAUCUGCCCGGCGCCCCGUCCCUGCCCAUGCACUCUCUCCCAGGCUCGUCUCCCUACUACUCCCCCUACACGCUCUACAGCCAGAGACUAGGCUCGGCCUCAGCCCUGGGCUACCAGUGACCAGGGCCAGCGUUGGACUGCGAGUGGAGAACAGACUCCUUUGACUGCUGAUGAGACUCGCCUGCCAGGCGAGCGAGCCCCUGAAUGUGCAGAGCUCCUGGCUCAGGUCCACUCCACACAGUGUGCCCUGCCUGGUCCAGUCCAACAGGGAGCAGGGUCGCAAAAGCAGAUUCAUCUGAAUGGAGUACCAGUGGCCUGGUCCGUGUUUCUGCAAUCUGUCGCAGUGUUUGGAGAGAGAGAAAUAGAGAGAGAGAGAGAGAGAGAGAGAGAGAUCUAUUAAUGAUAAAGAGAGAUGAGUGCAGCUUGUCUGGAUAAGUCAAAGACUUGACAUACAGAGAAUGCAGCACUCUGGUCUCAAUUUAUUUGAAGAGUGCCCCCCCAUUUAUUGUUGUUCUGGACUGAAAACAACUGAGAUUAUGUAUUUAUUUUCUGAGCGCUUGGCUUUCAACUUGGGAGAAGUUUACUAUUUGAACACACCCAUUAUCAAUUUUGCUAUAAUAAUCAUUUAUGAAUAUUAUUACAGUCAUCAUACACUAUUUCAAAAGAUUUCAUGGUUAGGUGAAUACAAAGACAAUGCCUUUUUCACUUUGACUAAAGUAUGUUUUGUUUUUUUUCUGUCCAGUUCUUUGCUGUUUAGUUCCUUUGAUGAAAUACCCUUGCGCAUGUCGUCAAUGACAACCGGAGUGUUCUUGAAAAAAAAUGCCAUUUAUUUUGUACAGUUCAAAAUAAUAAAAACAAAGAUGUGAUAUAUUUUCUAUUGUAAUGGAGUUUGCAAGUUGGGAUGGCUUACAAAAUAGGAGACUGGAGACUGAAGAAAUUAGAAUAUAAAUGUAGUGAUGGCAGAGCUAUCCAUUUACCUGAAAGUCUUAUUUUGUGUAAUAAAUGACACUUGAUUAUA